AUGUACACCCACUUCCCUGCCCUCAGAAAUUCUCUCGACUCUGAACGGGAGCGUGUGGGACCAGGAACCUGCGGCAGCAUUUGCUACUGCGAACGCAUCCUUUAUAUAGACAGAGGCGACCACGGCUUUGACAACAACUUCAUGGACAUGAAGACCAUAUUCAGAGCUUUCGGGCCAGAUUUCAAGAAGGGUUACCUGGCUGAGCCCUUUGACAGCAUCCACAUCUACCCACUCAUGUGUCGGCUCCUGGGGGUGACCCCUGAGCCCCAUAAUGGCUCCCUGGCCAUCACGCAGGGAAUGCUCGUGGACCAGAAUCCAGGAGGGGGAACCACUUCGAAGACGCUGCAUAACGCAGUGAUCGGCCUCGGAACGGUCACAGCCGUGCUCCUGAUUGUGUUUCUCUCUGCGGUCACGUACACUGCCAUCCAGCGGAAAAAGACCGGCCGGACAAGCGACCAGCGCAGCCCAGCGGAGCCGCGGGGCGCGACCGCCUUCUGAAGCUGCCACGGAGACUCGCCCCGUCGGGAUCCCCGUGCGCCUCCCGCUCGGGGCCCCCGGGCCGGGGACACCCCGGGCCGACACCGUCCUUGCUUGUAAACUCCCAGCAGCGCCCCGGCCGCCUCCCGAGUGGGGGAAUAAAGGGGGACGAUGUGUGUGU
Molecule: messenger RNA, 658 nt
Organism: Talpa occidentalis (Iberian mole)
Lineage: Eukaryota; Metazoa; Chordata; Mammalia; Eulipotyphla; Talpidae
Product: ectonucleotide pyrophosphatase/phosphodiesterase family member 7-like
Exons: 4
Coding region: 1-498 (165 amino acids)
Source: RefSeq, a predicted model, not a curated record